Messenger RNA from Acanthamoeba castellanii str. Neff, 1293 nucleotides. RefSeq names its product acetylCoA acyltransferase, putative. NCBI's taxonomy places the organism in Eukaryota, Discosea, Longamoebia, Acanthamoebidae. Gene Ontology annotation, molecular function: acetyl-CoA C-acyltransferase activity. Gene Ontology annotation, biological process: fatty acid beta-oxidation; phenylacetate catabolic process. Gene Ontology annotation, cellular component: peroxisome. The transcript is spliced from 7 exons. The record is from RefSeq and is a predicted model, not a curated record. The coding region runs from base 1 to 1293 and encodes 430 amino acids.
AUGCAGUCCCGCAUCAACCACAGACUCAGCGUGCUCGAGGCUCACAUCCAGCCCCAGCAAAACAGCGAGAUGGAGGGCCUCUCGGCCGCCUUCACCUCUGCCGUUGGCGUCAAGUCGCCUGAUGACAUCGUGAUCGUCAAGGCUGUGCGCACUGCCGUCGGCAAGGCCAAGCGUGGUUCGUUCAAGAACACCGGCCCCGACAACCUGCUCGCUCCCGUCCUCAAGCACCUCGUCCAGACCACCCCUCAGAUCAAGCCCGAGCUCUACGGUGACGUCGUCAUCGGAACCGUGCUCCCUCCUGGCGCUCAGGGUGCCACUGAAGUGCGCGUUGCUUCCCUGCUCGCGGGUCUGCCCGACAUUGUCCCGUGUACCACCGUCAACCGCCAGUGCUCGUCUGGCCUCCAGGCCAUCGCCAACGUCGCUUCGGCCAUCAAGGCUGGCUAUUACGAUAUUGGAAUUGCCGGUGGCGUCGAGUCCAUGUCCUCCAACUCCAUGGACAGGUGGGACGGCGGCAUCAACCAGGAAGCUCUCCAGCACCCCUCGGCCAAGGGCUGCUAUCUCAACAUGGGUCAGACCUCCGAGAACGUUGCCGAGCGGUAUGGCGUGUCGCGCGAGACGCAGGAUCAGUUCGCCGCUCUUUCGCACAAGAAGGCCGCCGAAGCCAUCAAGGCUGGCAAGUUCAGGGACGAGAUCGUCCCCGUGACUGUCACCGUCGAGGACGACAAGGGCAACAGCAAGACCAUCACCGUGAGCCAGGAUGAGGGCGUCCGUGCUGACACCACCGCCGAGAAGCUGGGCAAGCUGCGCCCCGUGUUCAAGGAGGGCGGUUCCACCACCGCUGGUAACUCGUCGCAGGUGAGCGACGGCGCCGCCGCGUGCAUCGUCACCAAGCGCUCCGUGGCCCAGAAGCUGGGUCUCCCGAUCUUCGGCGUGUUCAGGUCGUUCGCCGCCGUCGGCGUCGAGCCCGCCGUGAUGGGCAUCGGUCCCGCCGUCGCCAUCCCCGCCGCUGUCCAGAAGGCCGGCAUCUCGCUCCAGGACGUCGACGUCUACGAGAUCAACGAGGCCUUCGCCUCGCAGGCCGUCUACUGCGUGCAGAAGCUGGGUAUCCCCGUCGAGAAGGUCAACCCCAACGGCGGCGCGAUUGCCCUCGGCCACCCCCUCGGCUGCACCGGCGCCAGGCAGACUGCCACCCUCCUCAACGAGCUCAAGCGCCGCAACGCCCGCUUCGGUGUGGUGUCGAUGUGCAUCGGUUCGGGUAUGGGUGCCGCCGCUGUGUACGAGAGGGAGAACUAG